Messenger RNA from Panonychus citri (citrus red mite), 1808 nucleotides. RefSeq names its product mitochondrial ribonuclease P catalytic subunit-like (gene mldr). Gene Ontology annotation, molecular function: ribonuclease P activity. Lineage: Eukaryota; Metazoa; Arthropoda; Arachnida; Trombidiformes; Tetranychidae. The record is from RefSeq and is a predicted model, not a curated record. Gene Ontology annotation, biological process: mitochondrial tRNA 5'-end processing; tRNA 5'-leader removal. The transcript has a single exon. Gene Ontology annotation, cellular component: mitochondrial ribonuclease P complex. The coding region runs from base 89 to 1717 and encodes 542 amino acids.
CUUUUUUUUUUGUUGAUUGAAAAGUUGAGCUUUUGUUUACCUUCAUAUUUUGUGUUCAUUAACUAAUUGUAAUCAAUUAAAUCUUCAAAUGUUUUACAAAAAUUCAAUUCGUUCUAUUCUAAGUAAUCGGUUUAUCAUUACUAAUCAACCUAAAUUAAACCUAUUCAAGUUUUCCAACAUUGAUCGUCAACGGAAAGAUUUGCUUGAAAAAUUUGAUGAAACAAAUUCUGAUGUUUACAAUCAAUUGAAAAAACUUAAUUGUGAAAAAAGACAAUUAGAUUGGACGGAGAUUCGAAAUAACCUGAUAAAGGAGCAUCCAAGAUCAUACAAUAACUAUAAUUUCGAGGUUCAAUUUAUGCAACACUUAUUGAAAAUUGGAAAUCCAGAGGAUGAGAUAAUUAAAUCUUUCACCGAUCAUGUGAAGAACCUGCUAAUCAAUCAAAACAACAAAGUGGUCCAAUGUCACCUAAUAAGAUUCAUAUUAACAAUGGAGAAACGUCCGGAUGUUGUUUACAUAAAAGAUGCUCUGGAAAGGAUAAGUAAAGAUCAAUAUUUCAUCAAAUAUCCGGUCAUUGGUAAAGCCUGGGCUGAAUUUGCCAAACUAUCACCAGAAUCUUGUAAACAAUCAAUUGAUUUUGCUAAAAAUCACCUAGUCUUACAAUGUGAUGCCUUGGACACCCUUUCAAUCAAUUGUCUUAAACAUCGGAUGUUUGAAGAUGUUGAAAAUUUACUGACAAUUUACAAGGAGAAAAGAUUAUCCGAUCAAAUUGUCGAGGAAUGGAUGAAAUCGCUGUUGAAAAUUGGUCCAGAUAAACGUUCAAGUGAAUUCGAUAGAUUUGUCAAAAUACUUUGGAUUAAACGUUUUCUUUACCAAAAAUCCAUGUUAAAGAGGGUGGAAAAGUUUUUACACUCAUGUGGAUAUAGUUUCAAGUCAAGUUCAAUUGAUUCAGACAAUUGUUCAUGUAAAGAAUGUGGAUCACCAAUGGAAACAAUUAGUCAAUCUGAAAUUGAAAAAUUACAAAUUGGUGUUGAUGAACGUCUUAUAAAUAAACAAGAUAAAGUUUAUAUCAUCUCAACACCAAUAGAAGUGGAAAAGUUUAAACGUUUCAUGAAUUCCCAUUCAUCUGAUCCAUUUAAUUUGGUUAUCGAUGGUCUCAAUGUUUCCUAUUAUAAUACAUCAAGAACCAUCGAGGAAAAUAAGAAAACAAAUACACUUUCGAUAAAAAAUCUUGGACUUAAUGAAAGUCUUUACGAAACCAUUGAGAUAAAUGAUAUUUUCAAAAGAUAUAAGAAAAUACUUGUAAUUGGACGUAAACACAUGGCCAAUUGGUCGUCGAUCCUACAACUGAGAGCUAAUCAUCCUGAUCAAGUUUGGAUCUACUUGUUGGACAAUAAAUCGGAAGACGAUGUGUUCACAAUUGCCGCUGCCAUUUCGAGCCUGAAAACUUACAUUUGGACCGCUGAUUUCAUGAGACAAUACAAGGGAUUACUUGGCUCAGAAUAUGGAGAUUUAUUUGAGAAAUGGAAAUACUGUCGACAAAUACGAUUCGCCCCAGGGUCUAAACGAAUACUUGAAUUUCCAAUCAAUGUUGAUUAUGUUUGCCAAUCCAAUGGAAAAGGAAAUUAUCACUUUCCAAUCAACAUGAAUAUCCGAGUCGAUAGUCAAGAACGAAUCUCAGCCCAUUGGAUGUGCAUUGGAAAAUCAGCAAUCAGAUGAUGAUAAUUACGAUUAAUUUUUAGAGAAACGUUUUUUUAUAUGUACAAUUUGUUUAAAUGAAUAAAAUUAGCUUUUGUUAAUUGUCAUUAAA